Molecule: messenger RNA, 2202 nt
Organism: Clonostachys rhizophaga
Lineage: Eukaryota; Fungi; Ascomycota; Sordariomycetes; Hypocreales; Bionectriaceae
Source: the annotation of a GenBank genome assembly
AUGCCUUCACCAGCGCACCAGUCUCCCCAAUUACAGUCAUGGACUCGCAAACGAAGGGCACCUAGCGGAGUUGCUCGCGAGGAUUCGGACGACGAACUAGGCGAAGAUGACUUGCCCUGGGAAUGGAUCUAUGAAGCCCACCCUGUUGCCGUCGAGCAGGACAGCCAAGAGAACGACAGCGAGACCGAGACCGGCAAUCGCAAGCGGAGAAGGGUUACCGAUGGCAGCAGCAAAAUCAUUGGCGCUCGGAUGGGCAAGUUUGAGUGUCGCGUAGGGGAUUGUGUCCUGCUCAAGGCAGAGGGAUCGAAUGAGGCCUGGGUCGGCCUCAUCUGUGAAUUUAUCAACGAUGACGGCGAGGGCAAUGAAGCUGCGAAUUUCAUGUGGUUUUCUACGGAGAGAGAGAUCCGGAACAAGAAUAAGAAGCGCACCGACUUUUGCUCCAACGAGCUCUACAUCACUCCAUCCUGGGACGUCAAUCCUUUGGCUUCGAUCAACGGCAAGGCCAAGAUAAUGUCUCUGGACGCAUUUCACAAUAAAUAUCCUUCUGGCAAGGUCCCACAUCAGUCCCCCGACUAUGGAAAGGUCUUCGUUUGUCGCCGGGGCUGCAACACCCGAGCAGCGCUGUAUACCGAUGAAUUCAUAUGGGAGGAGUUGGUUCCUGCGGGCGAUAGCGUCUUCGCUUUGAUCGACUUUGUCAAGAACGGAACCAAGGUUACGCGACAACGGCGCCGAGCUAGGAGCAUCUCGCCAGCCGACGAUGCCUAUUAUCCCCCGCAAACCCCAACAAAGACAGGCAGAGGAACAGGGGCGGCAACACCACAAUCAAAACGAACGAGCGCUACUCCUGGAUCUCGCGCCAGGGGAACGGGCAAAAAGUUGGAAUUCACACCUCUCAGCACCCGCAAGAUCGAUCCAACCGUUGCAGGUUCCUCCCCUUUUCAGAUCGCUCGCUCCCGCUUGCAUGUCUCAUCGAUCCCUUCAAGUCUGCCUUGCCGAGAAGGCGAGUUCUCGUUGGUCUACUCACACCUGGAGGCUGCAAUCACAGAUGGGGCAGGUAAUUGUAUCUACAUAUCCGGCACCCCAGGCACAGGUAAAACUGCUACAGUACGAGAAGUUAUCGGGCGUCUUGAAGAAGCCGUUGGCUCAGAUGAACUGGACGACUUCAUAUUUGUUGAAAUUAAUGGCAUGAAAAUCACCGACCCCCAUCACUCUUACACACUGCUCUGGGAGGCCCUCAAAGGCCAAAGAGCCAGCCCAGCCCAAGCUCUGGACUUGCUCGAGCGAGAAUUCCGAAAUCCAAGCCCUAGACGGACCCCAUGUGUCGUUCUUAUGGAUGAGCUUGAUCAGCUAGUCACCAAGAACCAGGCCGUCAUGUACAACUUCUUUAACUGGCCGACACUCCGUCAUAGCCGACUGAUCGUUCUGGCGGUUGCCAACACUAUGGAUCUCCCAGAACGAACUCUCAGCAACAAGAUCAGCAGUCGACUGGGUUUAACUCGAAUUACAUUCCCUGGAUAUAACCAUGAGCAGCUUAUGAAAAUUAUACAAUCACGUCUUGAGGGAGUUCCAGGAAACAUCGUGGAUCCAGAUGCAGUUCAAUUCGCCAGCCGUAAAGUCGCCGCUGUCAGUGGAGAUGCUCGAAGAGCGCUGGAUAUCUGUCGCCGAGCCGUGGAGCUCGCAGAGGGUGACUUUCAAGGCGACCCAAACACUCCUAGCAAGACAGGGCGAAACGAUGCAGCUCAAUCCAAACGCGGCCGCGUUACCAUUGGCACCAUCAAGAAGGCUAUCAACGAAGCCACCACCAACCCUAUCCAACAGCACCUUAAGAGCCUUCCGCUCGUGUCGAAGCUCUUAAUGGCGGCGAUAUUACUCCGGAUCCGGCGGACAGGCCUGGCAGAAACGACUUUCGGGGAGACGCUUGAUGAACUUCACCGUGCCAAUCUGCGGGCGCCGACCUCAAAUGCCGGACUGGCUCAGAUUCUACCUGCCAGCACCAAGGGAUCCCACGUUGGCAGUCAGAACUUGGGCCGCCCGGCCCACAUACAUACUGCGGCCCUUGAGCUUGUGGCUGCCGGGCUUAUCAAUCUCGAGGCACAACGUGCGGAACGAUCCAGCCGCCUGAGGCUUGCGAUAGCUGAUGAUGAGGUGAAGAUGGCCUUGCGCGACGAUGCCGAGCUAAGGCUGCUUGGAAUUGGUGUAUAA